ACGAUGAUGUGUGUUAUUUGAAAAACAAUGUUAAACAUUGAAGUUACCUGACUCGCAUGAUGUGUGUUCAGUAGCAAAGUUUGUCUGCUGGACAGUGUGCUGGUGACGUUUGCCUGAGGCACUUGUGAUUUAGUUUGCUCACACACAGCAGUUUAUUUUUAGCAGGUGAACUCAUCAAAUGAAUUCAAAACUAAGGCUUCGCUUGUUAAUAAGUCAAGUCCAUAGCAACGACAUUCUUUUAAAAGACGACACAAUGUGUAAAACAACUUUGUACGAAAUAAAAAUAUAUGUUCUUUGAUAAUGAAGAAACUGAAUUAAGGUGAUACUAACGCAACAUAACAAAGUGCGCAAUAAAAAGUACAAAAAUUGUGCUUACGACGUCUAACAUGAAAUUAAUACAAAUGCCAAGACAAGCUAUGCAAAUACAUUUCUUUUUUCCUAAAAUUAAAAGUCUAUCUUUUGAUGAACUAUGUUGCCAAAUUAAAUGAAUUAAUAAGGAUCUGUUUGCUGCUAAAAGUAUGGUAAACCACAGGAACGUUUGAUAUCGGCUAAGAGAUUUGAAACUAAUCUAAUAACAUUUAGGAAACAAUGCUAAAACAAAUAUUUUAUUUAAGAAAAUCAAACUCAAAGAGGAUGAAUUAAUGAUUGUAUUUCGAAAUACAAACACGUCGAAAUUUUAAUAAAGUGUAAUAAUAAAUUCAGCCUAUAAAAAUACAACAAUAAAAGAUCGACAAAGAGCUGGUGCUAAUAUGAAACUGCAUUAUUAAUAAUAGCAAUUAGUAAGUAAUCAUGCUUAGCUCAAUGCUUAGGUAUCAAUAAAUAGUUCUAAAGAAAAAACUCAGUGUUAUGGUGUUUCAACGGCUAUUUGGAAAAUUAUAAUACUCUCUUGCAUCAUAAACUGAAGAUAAAAAAAGACCAGCUUGCUUAUAGAAGCAUUCGGCACGGUCCAUCACUGUUUUUAAAAUUCUUUCAACGCAUUAUGAUAAUGAUACAAUUAUAGGAUAGCUUAUUCAAAAAGGAGUGAAUGUUAAUAUUAUGAUUAGAGGUGAAUUAAACACUUCAACUAUGGCAUCAAGUGUUGGACAUGAUACUAAUAAUGCAGAUUUGCUUAUCACCAGCAAAACCGAUAUUAAUCGUGCAGAUGAAGAUGAAGGUAAAGCGUUUCUGCUUGCUUCAAAAAAUGGAGAUGAUAAAAUAGUGGAGUUACUUAUCAGCGGUGGAGCUGAUAUUAAUCAUGUAAAUAACGAAGGAUGGGAUGCUUUAAUGAUUGCAUCACGUAAUUCACACGACAAAGUAGUAAAGCUACUUAUCACUAGCGGAGCUGAUAUUAAACGCGUGGAUACAGAUGGGCAGGAUGCUUUAAUGCGUGCAUCAAACAAAGGACAUGAAAAAGUAGUAGAGUUGCUUAUCAACAGCGGUGCUGAUUUUAAAAGAGUGGAUAAAGAUGGGCAGGAUGCUUUAAUGCGUGCAUCAAAAAAAGGACAUGAAAAAGUAGUAGAGUUGCUUAUCAACAGCGGGGCUAAUUUUAAAAGAGUGGAUAAUGAUGGAUGGGAUGCUUUAAUGUAUGCAUCAGACAAAGGACAUGAAAAAGUAGUAAAGUUGCUUAUCAACAGCGGGGCUAAUUUUAAAAGAGUGGAUACAUAUGGGCAGGAUGCUUUAAUGCGUGCAUCAAACAAAGGACAUGAAAAAGUAGUAGAGUUGCUUAUCAACAGCGGGGCUAAUUUUAAAAGAGUGGAUAAUGAUGGAUGGGAUGCUUUAAUGUAUGCAUCAGACAAAGGACAUGAAAAAGUAGUAAAGUUGCUUAUCAACAGCGGGGCUAAUUUUAAAAGAGUGGAUACAUAUGGGCGGGAUGCUUUAAUGCGUGCAUCACAAAAAGGACAUGAAAAAAGUUACUUGUGA
Molecule: messenger RNA, 1899 nt
Organism: Physella acuta
Lineage: Eukaryota; Metazoa; Mollusca; Gastropoda; Physidae
Product: ankyrin repeat domain-containing protein 50-like
Molecular function (GO): protein binding
Source: RefSeq, a predicted model, not a curated record